AUGGCGAAAUCAAAACUUCGCAACCAGAAUACAAAUCCUUUCAAUCAAACUCAGUCACCACCACCAGCCUCUUCUUCACCAUCGUCUCGAGUCACAAAGUCAGGCCAGCACAAUAACAACAAGAACAAGAAUCACAGUAGCAACAACCACAGCAACAACCACGGCAGCAACAGCAACAACUACAACUAUAGCAACUACAGCAAAACCAAAAACAACAACGGCAGAAACAGCAGCAACAACAACAACCAAAGAGGCAACGGCAAAAAUAAUAGAAAUAACAGCAAUAGCAACAAGACCAAUAAACCACAGCCUUUGGAGGUGUUAAAGAAACUUGGAUUGAAUUCAGAAUCACCACAGGCGGGGCCAUCCAACCGUCCUCUCACAAAUGAUCAACGAACCAAGCCAUCCUUUAAAACCCCCCAGGUCAAGGUUCAGGAGCAAGCAAAAUCAAAACCGCCGCUACAGCGUGCACACACACCGAGAGUGAAGAAAUCUUAUGAGCAUGUGUCUGGGUUCGGGUUUGAGUCUAAAAAUAAAGAUCCAGCUCAGGGUCAGGCUCCAUUGCAAUCACAAUCCAGUUUCCAGUCACUUCCACCAUCACCACCGACAACAGUGGCCCCCCAAAGGGUCAGACCAGGCUCUGAACAUCACAGGAACAAGACCCGCGAAUCACCUAAUCAGGGCUUAGGUUUGGAGACGGGACGUAAACCAGCGUCACCAUCACGAUCAUAUCCCUCAUUACCGCAAAAUGUCGUGGGCCUCAAAAAUGUCACGCCAGACUCUGACCGUGACGACGGGGAAAUAACUGAUGACACAUCAUCAUUGGAUGAAGAAUCUGAAUCCAGAAGGACACAUGACCCAGUCUCAUCACGGCAAAGUGUCGUGAAUCUCGAAGAGCCCACGCCAGUUUCUGGCCAUGACAGCCAGCACAAAUCUCGUGGGGCAUCGCUAUCGAAUUCAAUAUCACAGUCACAAUCUUUCACUAUAUCACAAUCGGGACCGGGAUCGAUCUUGCCAUCACCAGCAUCGUCGGAAAGAACCCUAGGCCGCAAAGAAGCUACACCAGCUUCUCGCCCUGACUAUGAGCAAAAGACCCGUCGAUUGUUGACAUCAGAUAUUGACACUGAUUCUGAACCUCCGUCAGAAGCAGGACCAGACUCAGGGCCAGAACCGUCUUCACCAUCGUUCUCGCCAUGCCCUUCACGAUUCAAAUGGAAGAUGAGGAGAGCCUUAAAACGGAAAAGGUCAAAUACCCACAGUUCCUCCCGGCGCAAGGCAGUACCCCUUCCAGCACGCCCAUCACUGGUCACUUUGCGCGAGAUUGACACUGAACCUAUAUUGCCAACGGAACCUACGUGGUCUACCUUGUCACCGUUGCACAGGCCCACAUGUGCAGAGCCAGCAAGACAAAACUUCAGAAGUCUGCACCGGCGCGGCGCUUGCGAUUCGAAACAACCGCCAUCACCUUCCUCGUCACAAUUGGAUUCAAUGAUAGGACCCGAGUCUCCAUCCAAAUCAAUAGCUCCAUCUGAAUUCCUACCACAGGAAUCCGAAUCCGAAUCUCGAGAUCCGUCUCCAACUCCAUCAAUGACACCAGCGUCGUCUCCACCUGCACCUCUAUCUAUCCCACGAGUUGUGGUUCGAGAUAUUACUCCGUCUCCCCCACCUCAAUGCUGGAUACCAAGACUCCAAUGGAAAAACCAGAAAAACCAGAAAUCGUCAUUAAAACCAACCGCCUGGACCUCGCGUCUCCGGCCUAAAAGCUACAUCAGAGGCGGCGGAACCCCUCUUAUGAUAGACGGCAAUAAACAUCCACAUCUUUUCGCCGAAUUUCCGCCUGAAGCUCACAAUAAUCCCGAAUGGAGGUUCCCGGAUGCCACAGAUGAUGAUCGCGAGUUUGAGUCUGCAGAUGAAGAUUCCCAUAUUGAGUCUACAGAUGAUGAUUCCGAUAUUGAGCUUCCAACGACGAAGCGACCGAGACUGGGGCUAUCUACAAACUUAACAGGGCAAGAGGAGUCACCAGAACGGGGGGAGUCAUCAGAGCCAGGGUCGUCAGAUCCCGGGCAAUUUUCAGAAUCCGGACACGAGCCAGAGCUCUUGCAAUCUUCAGCGUCCGAGCAAUUGUUGGAUGCUGAGAAAUUAUGGGUCCCCGAGCAAACUUUGGAACCAGAGCAUGAACCAAAGCGCUUGCAGUCGUCAGAGCGUGAGCAAUUACCAGAGCACGAGCAGUCGGCAGAGCCCGAUCCAUUGCCCGAUCCAUUGCCCGAGCUUGGAAGAUCAUCUGAUUUUGACAGCGAACAACCGCGCACGCCUACUUCCAUCCGAGAUGAGUUACCAAUAAGACGGCUCCGCCGUCUUGACAAACAAAUUGAUGAGGCAGUUGUGAUAGACAAGGAAGAGAAUCCUACGUUCUGGGGUGGUUCGUGGAUGAAAGAAUAUACGAGAGGCCGAUUGAUAAAAGAGAGGGUUGAGAUGGAGUACAGGGAAAAGAUAAUGAGGGAGAAAGAAGAGGACGAGCAAAGAAAGGAAAUGCAAAAGCAGGAGAGGGAUAAAAAGAAAAAGGAGAGAGAAAGAAAAAGAAUUGAAGAGCAAAGGAUACAGGAGGAGAGGGAGGCACAGAAGCGAAAGGAAGAGGAGCAGGAGAGGCGGAAGCAAAAGGAGAUUCAAAUGAGGGAGGCGUUGGAGCGACGGAGGGAGCAGAAGAGAGAAAAGACGAGGGAAAUGCUGCAAAAGUCGUUAUCGGACGAUCAGAAGAGGUUAAUGGAGGAUCUUGGGGUCGAGAUUUAG
Molecule: messenger RNA, 2787 nt
Organism: Penicillium concentricum
Lineage: Eukaryota; Fungi; Ascomycota; Eurotiomycetes; Eurotiales; Aspergillaceae
Exons: 1
Coding region: 1-2787 (928 amino acids)
Source: RefSeq, a predicted model, not a curated record